Messenger RNA from Oryctolagus cuniculus (rabbit), 2664 nucleotides. RefSeq names its product keratinocyte proline rich protein (gene KPRP). The record is from RefSeq and is a predicted model, not a curated record. Lineage: Eukaryota; Metazoa; Chordata; Mammalia; Lagomorpha; Leporidae.
GAGCCAGGAAGAUACCAAGUGGUUGUCUCAUGGCUCAAGCCAGGCCAGAACCCUUUAUAUAAAGGCAGCCUUCUGCCAACACUCCUUAGCCUGAAUGCCUACGUGCCUAUGAGAAAGAUCCCACUCACCUGCCUGCAUCAGGACCAUGUGCGACCAGCAGCAGAUUCAAUGUUGCCUGCCACUCCCCCAGUGCUGCGUCAAGGGUUCCUCUUUCUAUGCCAACGGCCAGUCCCCCUAUGCCAACAGCCAGAUGGUGAUCCAAGCCCCUUGUGAGAUGCAAAUUGUGGAGUGCCCCACGCUAUGCCCAGUUCAAGUUUCCCAGGCUCCAUCCCAGGCUAAGACUACUGAAGUGAAAUGCCAGGCUCCCUGCAAGUCUAAGACCACCCAGGUGAAGAGCCAAGCUCCCUGCAAGUCUAAGACCACCCAGGUGAAGGGCCAGGCUCCAGUUGCCUGUGUUCAGUGCCAGGCUCCUUGCCAAUCGGAGGUGUCCUAUGUGCAAUGUGAAGUCCCACACCCUAUUCAGACUUGCUAUGUAGAAUGUGCUCCAGUUUGUUAUACAGAAACACGUUACGUGGAGUGCCCAGUCCAGACCUAUGUACCCUAUGCAGCACCUCAGCCCGUCCACACGUAUGUAGAAUGUCCCCCAGUGCACCAGGCUCAGGGAAGAUUCUCCACCCAGGCCCAGUAUCGGGGAUCAUACAGCAGCUGUGCCCCUCAACGCCAGCCCCAGGCUUCCUACAGCAGCUGCAUCCCCCAGCGCCAGUCCCAGGCUUCCUAUGGCAGCUGCAUUCCCCAGCGCCAGUCCCAGGCUUCCUAUGGUAGCUGCAGCCCCCAGCGCCAGUCCCAGGCUUCCUAUGGCAGCUGCGCUCCCCAAAGACAGUCAAGGCCUUCGUUUAGCUCCUUUGAACCCCAGUGUCAGAACCAGGGCUACUAUGGCAGCUUCACUGGGCAGCGCCGAUCUCAGAGUGCCAGCAGGUGCCUCCCUCCUCGCCGGCUGCAGCCUUCUCCUCGGAGCUGUUCCCCACCACGCCGCUCUGGGCCCUGUUACAGCAGCUGCCUGCCAUCAAGAUGCUCGUCCGGCUCCUACAACUACUGCACCCCACCCCGCCGCUCUGAACCCAUCUACGGCAGCCGCUGUCCUCGCGGCCCUCCUCCCAGCUGCUCUCAGAGACGCGGACCCAAGUGCCGCAUAGAGAUUUCCUCGCCCUGCUGCCCCAGGCAGGUUCCCCCACAGAGGUGCCCUGUGCGGAUUCCCCCCAUCAGAGGCUGCUCCCAGAGCUGUGCCCCCCAGUCCUCCUGGGGUGCCUCCUGUCCGGAGCUGAGGCCACGUGUAGAGCCGCGUCCACUGCCAAGCGCCUGUCCUCCACGCCGUCUUGAGCAGUGUCCGGAGCCCUCACGUCAGCGAUGCCCACGUCCUGCCCCACGUCAGUGUCCACGUCCAGAACCCCUCCCACGUCCUCCAGCACGGCAGUGUUCAGAGCCUUGUUUGUAUCCAGAGCCACGUCCAACGCCACGCCCUCAUCCAGUGCGGUGUGAGAGUCCGGAGCCACGCCCUCAUCCAGGGCGGUGUGAGAGUCCGGAGCCACGCCCAUAUCCACAGCCCUGUGAACGCCUAGAGCCUUGUGCGUUUCCAGAGCCCAUCCCCCUUCCAGCGCCUUGCUCAAGCUCAGAGCCAUGUGGAGAGCCUCCACGCUGCCCCAGCCCCUGUUCAUUCCCAAAUCCAAGCUCAUGCCCACAAGACCUAGGCUGCAAUGAGUCCGAUCCAUGCCGCCUAGACACCGAGGCUCCCGGCUGUGGCCCGUCGAGUUACCACCAAGGGCAAGAGAGUGGUGCUGGCUGUGGAGCUGCUGAGCUGUUUCCAGAGCCUUGGGGUCCGGGGGGUUGUGGAGACCAGGGAAACGCCCCUACUGGAGUGAAAGGUGGGACUUGUGUCGGAGCGAAAGGUGCCUAUUUUUAAGGGACAUGUGGCUGAGUGUCCCCUGCCUCUUGGUCUGAAAAUACUGCUGCUACUCUUCAAACAGCCGUAGUUUCCAGCAUACUCUUGUUUGCUUCUCUCCGAAGACACUCAGGGGCUCCCUGCUAGCCUGUCCCACUCCUCUGCAUAUCAUCUCAGUACCUGGUGUGGCUCUCCCAAGUCUCUCCAGUGGCACACCUGACGCCUGCCCUGCACACAUCCUCAGUCUAGCUAGAGCAGUCUGGCCAUGAGGACACAUCUCGGGUGUUCCCAGGACAUUCCUUGGGAAUCUGUGCCUCCAAGCUUCUGCCCAUGCGUCUCUCCUCUGCCUGGACCGCUAAAUACAACCCAACGUCAAGGCCUCCUCCUGGGAGCCCUCCUUGCUUGCUCCCCUCCCCUGCCUUAGGAGCCUUUGCUGACUUUCUAGAACUCACUGUAUCACCCACAACAUCCAUUUAGCGACUGCUUUACAACUCUUGGGUUUUUAUGUCACUUGGCAGGGGUGUCUCCAUUAUUGAUACAGCUAGAUGAAAAACUCCCAUCCUAGUGGGGUCAGAAAUCCCUAAAUUUCUGAGUCUCUCCUGGAACAAGUAGUUGCUUACCUGAGCUGUGGGUUGGCAAGUUGAGCCAUGUUUUGUCCUGGUGGACACCAUAGGGAGUGAGGCAAGAGGAGGCCUUGCAACAAUAAAGAUGAUGUUAUAUGCACAGUC